Molecule: messenger RNA, 729 nt
Organism: Caenorhabditis remanei
Lineage: Eukaryota; Metazoa; Nematoda; Chromadorea; Rhabditida; Rhabditidae
Exons: 4
Coding region: 1-729 (242 amino acids)
Source: RefSeq, a predicted model, not a curated record
AUGAAGCUUAUUGUAUUCUCUACUCUCUUCGUCUUUGCUCUUGCUUUUCCACGUGAGAAGCGUCAGCUCUCAAUCGGUACAAUUUCGGUUUCUGGAGCCGGUGGAUCCACUGGAUGCGUUGUCACUGGAAAUGUCCUCUACGCCAAUGGAAUCCGUCUCCGUAACUUGACUUCUUCGGAGCAAAGCGAAUUGGCCACUUACCAGACUGAAGUUGAGCAAUACAAGACUCAACUCCGUGAAAUCCUCAACCAACGUCGCGAGAAUCUCCGUAACCGUUUGAUGGCUCACGGAAGAAAUCAGCAACAACAGAGCAAUGACGUCAGCAGUCAAAACGCUCCAGAUGAUGGAUCCAUCCCAAAGGCUCCAGAAAAGCCAUCAUUCUGUACUGCUGAGGAAACCACUCAAUACUAUUUCGAUGGAUGCAUGGUUCAAAACAACAAAGUCUACGUCGGUGGUCAAUACGCUCGUGAUCUUUCUUCUGAUGAGGUCUCCGAAUUGCAGACCUUCGACACUCAACAAACUGCUUACCAAAACGCCGUUCAGGCUCAGAUGCAAACUCAAGUCCGUGGAUUGUUCGGAGGAUCUGACUUCCUUUCCGCUCUUUUCGGAGGAGAUGGUCAACCACAACAACAACAACCACAACCAUCUUCCACCACUCCAGCAUCAACCAGCUCUACAACUCUUCCACCAAAACCAACUGUGCCACAAUUCUGCACUGCUAUCUUCUAA